Didymella exigua CBS 183.55 is the source of this 1961-nucleotide messenger RNA. RefSeq lists its product as uncharacterized. The record is from RefSeq and is a predicted model, not a curated record. Lineage: Eukaryota; Fungi; Ascomycota; Dothideomycetes; Pleosporales; Didymellaceae. Gene Ontology annotation, cellular component: SAGA complex. Gene Ontology annotation, biological process: regulation of transcription by RNA polymerase II. The transcript is spliced from 2 exons. Bases 309 to 1670 code for a protein of 453 amino acids. Gene Ontology annotation, molecular function: transcription coactivator activity.
CCUCCGUUUGACGCAACCUCACCCUACGCGUACGCAUCGUUUCCAUCAGCGCACGCCCACACAAUCAUCGAUGCGCCUAUUCUUCAACGUCUACCUGAUCAGCUGACCUCCGCGAAUCAUCUAGAACCAUCACGCUCCUGCGCAGCGCUCUCAAUAGCUCUGGGGACGUUCGCGCUCACCUGCCGCGGCCGCCAGCUCUCCGCAAGCAUCGUCACGCGCUUUCGGCCCGCCGACACGUCCUCGGUCGCGAUAACCGCCCCGACCUCACCAGCCAUUGCGCGCUGCCAAAUUUCUAGACAAUCGCCAACAUGGCGACAAUACAGCCCAAUGAUACGGACAUGGCCAACACUGGCACUCUGCCCUUCUCAAGCAUCCCCGACCUCGAUCCACCUCUCACACUUAAGAAGUCCACCACCGAGCGGAAACCACGUAUCGAUGUCGAACCCCUCUACUCGGCCGUCAAGGGGGCAAUCAGCGAUACAGACUGGACCACAUACAAGACCAGCCUCACACAAUUCUUACUCGGGAACCUGAACCAGGAGGAACUGAGCUUCAAGCUGCGCAAGAUACUCAACACCACUGCGCUUGAACAUGCACACAACACAUUGGUCGCGGCCAUUUAUGCGAAUAUAUGGCGCGAUGCGCCUGAGGCGGGCAUCGCAAGUUGGGUCUCGAGUACAGACAAGCCCUCGAGCAGCACCGUCAAAGGGCAAGGUGAUGAGAGCGAGAAGAGACUCAAGUAUGAGGUUAUGCAAUUAUCAAGACGAGAGAGGAAGAGACUCAAGACGAUACCCGCAGUGGAGGCUGCUGCUGUUGGUGGGCAUGAUGCGCCAGGAGCAGGGACAGGCGCAAUGGGUUCUGUCAACGAGCUCAUCGAGAUGAAGAGAGGGAAGCAGCCUGAGAUUGGCCCUGUUGGGCCUGCGGGUGGAUACAAGACCAACUGGGACCUCGAGAUUCGCAAACGAUACACCGCACCCCUCUUCAGCGAAACCCACGAGUUCCCCACCGCCUCCUCGAUCUCCGCCCGCCUGCUUCCCUCGUGCUACGAAUUCGGCCUGCCGCAAGGCCACACACCCGACUGCCCCGACUUUAUGAAUCUUGCGACCGAGACAUACAUCAAAGAAGCUCUGGCUUCGUUCCUAGGCAAAGUUGCAAUCAACGGAAACGGAUACGUGCGUACAGGCGCAUUCAAGAAGAGAGUAGAAAGAGAAGAAAGACUGGCGGACCGAGGCGAGGCGAUCCGCGAUGCAAAGGGCGAGCUGCCCGUGGAGCAAGAAGAACGGCGGAAACGGAAGCUGUUGUGCAUGGAGGAUCUGCGACUGGCACUCCAGCUCGGUGACGGGUACCUUGGCCAGACACCCAUCAUUGCGGGUAACAUUACAAACAGCACAUUUCUGGAUGUGCCGGGAAUAGAAGAAGUAUAUCCCAGUUCACAGAAGAAGAAGCCAGAGAGAACGAACGGCAUAAUAAACGGUAUCGGGCAGGACAAGAGUGGGCUUGCGAAGUGGUUGGAUGAGGGCAUCAUCGUGGACUUUAAGAUUGACGGGGAGGGCGACAAGAUGCAGGUCGAUGGUGAUGAUGAGAUGGCAAACUGGAAUGGUGGGAGUGUGGGUGAUGUUGGAGAGUUGGAUAAUGCGUUGGAUGAUGUGCUGAAUUUGGGAGACCUGUAAGCACUGUGAUCUGUUGGUUUCAGAUCUAUUGGCCCUUGGACUUCUUUUUUGCAUGGACGGUGUUUAGCAUUUUGAGUGGCGUUUGUUGGGACGAUACCCUUGGGACGAGGCCAUGGCGUUCUCUUGUGUAUUGAACAUAAAUGCCAUAACAGCUCAGGUAGAACCUAGGCAGUGGCGGUGGGAUGCAUCCUCAAUCCAUCGAUCAGAGAAUAUACCAUCUAGCAUGCACGCUUACCGACUUAAGGUUGAAGCGCGGGGAAGUGGCACAAGACACUCCAAAUUGGGCAUCGC